CCCGCCUCCCCCGUCCUGCCCUCCUCCUCCUGCUCUCGCAGGCUCCUUGGCACCCAGGCUGGGAAGCGACGCUCCCAGCCGUCUAAGCGGGAACAGCUCUGGCUGAGGGAGCUGCAGCGCAGCUGAGGAUCUGACGGCCUCAGGUUGCGUAGGUGCGGCACAAGGAGUUUCCGCCGCAGCAAGGAGGUCCUGAGCAGCAUGGCCCGGAGGAGCGCCUUCGCUGCCGCCGCUUUCUGGCUCUGGAGCAUCCUCCUGUGCCUGCUGGCACUGCGGGCGGAGGCCGGGCAGCCGCGGGAGGAGAGCCUGUACCUGUGGAUCGAUGCUCACCAGGCGAGAGUACUCAUAGGAUUUGAAGAAGAUAUCCUGAUUGUUUCAGAGGGGAAAAUGGCACCUUUUACACAUGAUUUCAGAAAAGCGCAACAGAGAAUGCCAGCUAUUCCUGUCAAUAUCCAUUCCAUGAAUUUUACCUGGCAAGCUGCAGGGCAGGCAGAAUACUUCUAUGAAUUCCUGUCCUUGCGCUCCCUGGAUAAAGGCAUCAUGGCAGAUCCAACCGUCAAUGUCCCUCUGCUGGGAACAGUGCCUCACAAGGCAUCAGUUGUUCAAGUUGGUUUCCCAUGUCUUGGAAAACAGGAUGGGGUGGCAGCAUUUGAAGUGAAUGUGAUUGUUAUGAAUUCUGAAGGCAACACCAUUCUCCAGACACCUCAAAAUGCUAUCUUCUUUAAAACAUGUCAGCAAGCUGAGUGCCCAGGCGGGUGCCGAAAUGGAGGCUUUUGUAAUGAAAGACGUAUCUGCGAGUGUCCUGAUGGGUUCCACGGACCUCACUGUGAGAAAGCCCUUUGUACCCCACGGUGUAUGAAUGGUGGACUUUGUGUGACUCCUGGUUUCUGCAUCUGCCCACCUGGAUUCCAUGGAGUGAACUGUGACAAAGCAAAUUGCUCAACCACCUGCUUUAACGGAGGGACCUGUUUCUACCCUGGAAAAUGUAUUUGCCCUCCAGGACUAGAGGGAGAGCAAUGUGAAAUAAGCAAAUGCCCACAACCCUGUCGAAAUGGAGGUAAAUGCAUUGGUAAAAGCAAAUGUAAGUGUUCCAAAGGUUACCAGGGAGACCUCUGUUCAAAGCCUGUCUGCGAGCCUGGCUGUGGUGCACAUGGAACCUGCCAUGAACCCAACAAAUGCCAGUGUCAAGAAGGUUGGCAUGGAAGACACUGCAAUAAAAGGUAUGGAGCCAGCCUCAUACAUGCCCUGAGGCCAGCAGGCGCCCAGCUCAGGCAGCACACGCCUUCACUUAAAAAGGCCGAGGAGCGGCGGGAUCCACCUGAAUCCAAUUACAUCUGGUGAACUCCGACAUCUGAAACGUUUUAAGUUACACCAAGUUCAUAGCCUUUGUUAACCUUUCAUGUGUUGAAUGUUCAAAUAAUGUUCAUUACACUUAAGAAUACUGGCCUGAAUUUUAUUAGCUUCAUUAUAAAUCACUGAGCUGAUAUUUACUCUUCCUUUUAAGUUUUCUAAGUACAUCUGUAGCAUGAUGGUAUAGAUUUUCUUGUUUCAGUGCUUUGGGACAGAUUUUAUAUUAUGUCAUUUGAUCAGGUUAAGAUUUUCAGUGUGUAGUUGGCAGAUAUUUUCAAAAUCACAAUGCAUUUAUGGUGUCUGGGGGCAGGGGAACAUUCGAAAGGUUAAAUUGGGCAAAAAUGUGUAAGUCACAAGAAUUUGGAUGGAGCCAUUAAUAAUGUUGAAGUUACAGCAUUUCAGAUUUUAUUGUCAGAUAUUUAGAUGUUUGUCACAUUUUUUAAAAAUCGCUCUUAACUUUUAAACUCUCAAUACAGUAUAUUUUGACCUUACCAUUAUUCCAGAGAUUCAGUAUUAAAAAAAAAAAAAAAUUACACUGUGGUAGUGGCAUUUAAACAAUAUAAUAUAUUCUAAACACAAUGAAAUAGGGAAUAUAAUGUAUGAACUUUUUGCAUUGGCUUGAAGCAAUAUAAUAUAUUGUAAACAAAACACAGCUCUUACAUAAUAAACAUUUUAUACUGUUUGUAUGUAUAAAAUAAAGGUGCUGCUUUAGUUUUCU
Messenger RNA from Macaca mulatta (Rhesus monkey), 2065 nucleotides. It is a transcript of the gene WIF1, whose product is annotated as WNT inhibitory factor 1. Gene Ontology annotation, biological process: anatomical structure development. The record is from RefSeq and is marked provisional. Gene Ontology annotation, cellular component: cell surface; extracellular region. NCBI's taxonomy places the organism in Eukaryota, Metazoa, Chordata, Mammalia, Primates, Cercopithecidae. Gene Ontology annotation, molecular function: signaling receptor binding.